Miniopterus natalensis is the source of this 924-nucleotide messenger RNA. RefSeq names its product olfactory receptor family 5 subfamily P member 3 (gene OR5P3). The record is from RefSeq and is a predicted model, not a curated record. Gene Ontology annotation, molecular function: G protein-coupled receptor activity; olfactory receptor activity. Gene Ontology annotation, cellular component: membrane. Gene Ontology annotation, biological process: G protein-coupled receptor signaling pathway. NCBI's taxonomy places the organism in Eukaryota, Metazoa, Chordata, Mammalia, Chiroptera, Miniopteridae.
AUGGGGACCGGAAACUAUUCCAUUGUGACAGAGUUCAUUAUUUUGGGGUUAACAGAGGAUACUACACUUAGUGCCAUUUUAUUUGUUGUGUUUCUAGGAAUCUAUGUUGUCACUUUACUGGGCAAUGUCAGCAUAAUCAUCUUGAUCAGAAGCAGCCCGCAGCUUCAUACCCCGAUGUACCUUUUCCUCUGCCAUUUGGCCUUUGUGGACAUUUGCUACUCCUCAUCUGUCACACCCGUCAUGCUCAUGGGCUUCCUCAGGGAAGAAACCUCUAUCCUUGUUGCUGGUUGUAUAGCCCAAUUCUGUUCUGUGGCCACAUUUGGAACAACCGAGUGCUUCCUGCUGGCCACCAUGGCCUAUGACCGCUAUGUGGCCAUCUGCUCGCCCCUGCUCUACUGCAGCCACAUGUCCCCCAGAAUCUGCAUUCUCUUAGUGGGGAUGUGCUACCUGGGUGGAUGUGUGAAUGGCUGGACAUUCACUGGCUGUUUAUUAAGUCUGUCCUUCUGUGGACCAAAUAAAGUCAAUCACUUUUUCUGUGACUAUUCCCCACUUUUGAAGCUUUCCUGUUCCCACGAUUUGACUUCUGAAAUAAUCCCAGCCAUCUCCUCUGGCUCCAUCAUCGUGGUCACUGUGUUUAUCAUUGUUCUGUCUUAUGUCCUCAUCCUUGUCACCAUCCUGAAGAUGCGUUCUGCUGAAGGGCGACACAAGGCCUUCUCCACCUGCACCUCCCACCUCACUGCAGUUACUCUCUACUUUGGAACAAUUACCUUCAUUUAUGUCAUGCCCAAGUCCAGCUACUCAACCGAACAGAACAAAGUGGCGUCUGUGUUCUACACGGUGGUGAUCUCCAUGCUGAACCCCCUUAUCUACAGCUGCAGGAACAAGGAGGUGAAAGAGGCUUUAAUCAAGGAGAUCCAGGUUAUU